AUGGAGCUAGGAGCAGGUCUGAACAACAAGCGACUGUCUGAGGAUUUUAUUCGUAAACAGAACAGAAACAUCGACCGGCAGGACAACAUCGGCUGCAGCCGACAGCAUACUACCACAGCAGCUAGCACAUUCCUCAUGAAAUGCAGCACUCGGUAGGAUGAACAGUAAUCAAGAAGAAGAUGAGUUCGUCGCAGUGCGGGUUCAAGAUCCCCGCAUUCAGAAUGAAGGCUCGUGGAAUUCGUAUGUGGAUUACAAAAUAUUCCUACAUACCAACAGCAAAGCCUUCACAGCCAAGACGUCCUGUGUGCGUCGGCGCUACAGUGAGUUUGUCUGGCUCAGGAAGAAGCUGCAGAAGAACGCCGGUCUGGUUCCAGUCCCAGACCUUCCAGGAAAAUCCCUCUUCUCCUUCAGCAAUGAGGACUUUCUGGAGAGGAGAAGGAAAGGACUCCAGGCCUUCUUGGACAAAGUGGUGCACACCACAGUGUGUCUGUCAGACAGCCAGCUCCACCUCUUCCUGCAGACCCAGCUGCCGGUCGGUCACAUCCAGGACUGCGUUCAGGGCCACACCCCCUACUCUGUGACCGACGCCAUCCUCACCUACGCCUCAUCCAACUGGGGCCUGGCUCAGGCUCAGGCUCAGGAGGACGAUACCAUCAAGGAGCCAAGUUUGACCAUUUCUUAUGAGUCCAUGGAGAGCCCCGCUCCUCAUCAGCCGUGCCUACAAACGAAAGACACUUUCAGCCCUGAGCUUCUCUCAUGUGGAGACUCUGAACCUCUCGCAGGUUUACUGGAGCUUGGCCGUAAGGACACGGCUGAGUUACAGCACAAGGAGAAAUCCUCCAUCAGCAUCUCCCAGAAGAAUAACCACCUGGAGGCUGUUCUUGAGUGCGACUGUGGCCCGACAGAGGCAACCUUUUUUCUGGGCGACAACCAGGACGACACGGAGAGCCUCAGCCUCGCAGAACACACCCAGAUAGAGACACCGGUGGAGGUGCACUCGCCCCUGGGGAUCGGCUUUGAGGACAAUUCUGUGGUGAAUGGCGUGUUUGAGGAGGAGUGUUCAGGAAGAGAGGAAAAGGAAAGCGAUUUGACGUUAGAUACAGAGGAAAACACUGUUCACCAUUCAGAAAUGGAGGUGAAGGUUGAGCAGGCGGACAGUCCGGGAGAGGCAGAAAAAGAUAUGAAUUCUGGAACAGCUUUAGAUUUUAAGAACGAUGACUCAGAGGGACAGGUUACAGAAAGCAACACCAGAUCUCAGGAGGAAGUUCUGGAAGUCGUCUGCUCCGAGAAGGUGGUUUUAGAAAACCACGUCGUCUCUGAGGUUAAUGGUCUCGACCACGUGGAAAGAACUGACGAUCCCAUUUCAGAUGUCAGCUGUCCGGAGGAGUCAAAGAAGUCAGACGGGCAAAAAGAGACAGACGACAAAAUAAGUUAUGAAUGUGGAAUCAAAGAGGACACGCCACUUCAGUCUGAAGUCCACGCGGAAAGUGACGACGUGAACAGUGUCCCGGAGCUGGAAAGUGGGAUGGAUUUGGUUGGGACCAAAGAUGAGAGCGACGAGGACAGCCACUCACUGCCAUCGUCCAAUGAGAGCAUCGUCAAGGUCAGCGACGAAGAAAGCGACGAGACUGAGGACUCGAUCCAGGCCGCGAACGGCUACAUGAAAACAUCUCCCGAGGAGGUCUCUCACUGGUCAGAGGUAGAGACGUCCAGCAGGAACAUUUUAGACCUACAGAUUAAUGGUUGCUCUGUAGGAAGAGAGGACAUUUCUGCCCCUGAGGAUGAGGACCUGCAAUAUAUGACGUCUCUAGAUCUUAACUCAACUGUAGCUGGUGGAGAUUUGACUGAAAGCAGCGACUUCAGCAUCUUGGAGACGAGCUGCGUGCCCGGGGUAGCCGAGAGUAAAUAUGUGGAACAGGAAACCCUGUCCACGCUGUCUUUGGAAGCUUCAGAGGACACUCAUGAGGUGCAGGCGCGUUAGUUAAACAGCUGCGACGACACCUGCAGGUCCACACGGCCUGUGUAAGAGCUGCUGCGUCCUCACAGAGCUCCCAGAGCUAUGGAUGAUGGGAGCUGUCCUCUGCACAUUAUACACAGUCUCCACAGUGAGGAUCCAUGGACAGAGGCACACUGUAUUCAAGACGCCAAGUCAGUCAUGUUGUAGGUGUGAUUUGUUUUUAAAGUAGCGUAUAUCUAAUUUUAAAAUGUCUUCAUUUACACUCAGGUACACUAACUGUUGGCACUGUUUUGUCCUCUGCCAUGAACCAUGAAGCUGAAGCUGAGAAUUCAUGCAUCUUACUAAACAUCUGCUUUCCUGAGCAAAGCUCAACAAUGAAUAUUUCCAGCACUGAAAUUUAGUCAUGUUAUUUUGCACAGUGCUCCAAUAACACAACACCUGAUUAACGUUAAAUUAACGUGAGGCUUCAGUGGUCUGAGUUACACACAUCACGUGGGCAUCUUGCAGAGUUCCAGUCUGUGAAGGUGCAGUCAGGAAAAGAGGGAAUUCUUUUAUCCGCCUGAUUUAUCUACAGAGGACCAGAGGUUUUCUCCUCCGUCACCGACGUUCAAAUCAGUGAUUACAGAAACCAAAAGCUGUUUCAGCGCACAUGUGGAAAAGUGAAUCACACACAGCUAAUCCUGCUCUCACUGUGAAGUCGACGCUUCUCCUGCUGAAUCCUGAAUAUGUUAAAGUUAUACUGUUAUAAUCAGCACAUCAGCAUCACGUCAGUUAAUGAUGUAAUGUAUAAUUUAUGGCUGACUGGGGUCAUGAACACUGGACGGUUCCCCUACAGAUGAAAAAUAUCAGAGAUAAGAAUGAAACCAGUUUAGUGACAUGUUUGGAUCGAGGUCUUACAGGCAGCACUGUUAAAGGACAGUGACCGAGGGAUCAUUUAAUUAUGCCGUUGUGAACAGGAGGAAUGAUCACAGCAAGCAGAACCUGUUUUAGUGGCACCUGACCGGGGACAGACCUGGAAAACUGUGGACAAAAGAGGGAAGAGGAAAAAAAAAAUUAAUCCAAACAAAGCACAAAUAAAUAUUUGGUUGUGUUUUCAGGAUUUGAUUUCAUAAACAACAGAAUAAUAAUUUUCAGUGGCUACAAUAUUCACCAGGGAACCAUUGACACUUUUUCAUUUUCAGUUCUUUUGCUUGUGUUUUUGUUUUUUGAUUCAUUAAAACUCCCUAAAGGACAAAUGGAUGAAUCCCAUCGUUACAGCGACACCGUGGUUCACACACACUAAGCUUCCUCUGUGAACUCAGAUGUUAUUUAUUUCAUGCCAGGAGACAUGUACGUUCAUGUUUACUACACAGUGCUGCCUCUUUUCUAACUAACUACAGUUGGACUGAGGAGAGAAUAAUUCGUUUGAAAUGAAAUACUGAGAAGCGUUUACUUGUAGUUUUUUGGAUCAGGGAGCUUUGAUUCCACCUCGUAGGAAACUGACUGCAGUCUGACCUCGACAUGGUUCCCACACACACUACUGCUGCUGCUGCUCGUGGAUGAAAGGGACCCACAGUAUAUCUCAUACAGUCAUUUCAUAUAGAAACGAAGCUUCACACAUUUUUGUUUUCACAGCAAAGCUGGCAUCGACCAGUGUUUCCAUCAUAACUGUCACUGGAUCGACUGUCACACAGUUUGACUCUGUCUAAACUGAAAAUAAGUACUUGAGUUUUUUGGGAUUUUUUUUGCAGCUGCUUUUAAAAAGUUUGUUUUUUUUAAAAAUGAUGUUCAGAGACACAGCCCCAGCUUCUGAGGACAGCUCUGUUUUAUAACACAGAUCUACAACCUGAUAACAACCUGAGUGAUGUGUCCAUGUAAACAUACAAACUAUAAUCUGAUUUUAUUUCAAAUAAAUAGUUUUUCUUCUUUACUGUGA
This is a messenger RNA of Toxotes jaculatrix (banded archerfish), 3872 nucleotides long. RefSeq names its product sorting nexin 11 (gene snx11). The transcript has 7 exons. Gene Ontology annotation, biological process: intracellular protein transport. Gene Ontology annotation, molecular function: phosphatidylinositol binding. Lineage: Eukaryota; Metazoa; Chordata; Actinopteri; Toxotidae. The record is from RefSeq and is a predicted model, not a curated record. Bases 158 to 1981 code for a protein of 607 amino acids.